UAUGUCAUUGCAACCUAUUUCUAAAGACACCGCCGAAGGCCGAGUCCCUGUGUGCCUAAUUAGAGCCAAUGGCGCAGAAUAUUUCUCUUCUCCUGGCCAGCAAGGUCACCACGCCGAGUCCAUGCUUUCCGAGUCUCUGAACGUGAACCCCUACGUUCUUUUCGUUGUCGCGGUCAUUGUCUUCGCUAUCUACCAACGACCGCGAUCACGCCUGCCUUUGCCUCCAGGGCCCAAGAAAGCGCCUUUCGUUGGCAAUUACUUCCAACUGCCGACGUCUUUCGAAUGGGAAACAUACGCGAAAUGGGGUGAACAAUAUGGCUCUGACCUAAUUCACCUCGACGCUGCCGGUACUUCUAUCAUCAUCGUGAAUACGCACAAGGCUGCUGUUGAGCUAUUCGAAAAACGCUCUGCUCUCUACUCCAGCCGAGUAUGGUCUACGAUGGUCUACGAGCGCGUCGGAUGGAGCUGGCUCUUUGGAUUUAUGGCGUACGGCGAGCCGUGGAGGGAGCGCAGGCGGCUCUUCCAGCAGCACUUCCACCCCAACGAGAUCAAGAUACACCAGCCGCGUGAGGUGGAAUACACCCACAGGAUGCUUCGCCGUCUGCUUGACUCCCCUGAAAGGUUCAUGGAACACAUCCGGCGCAUGGCAGGGGCCAUCACCCUUGCGCUUGCCUACGGCAUCGAAAUACACGACCUCGAUGACCCCCAUAUUGAAAUCGCCGAACAGGCAGUGGUUGGGCUUGCCGCAUCCGCGGCACCCGGUGCAUUCCUUGUCGACUCUAUCCCCAUCCUUAAGUAUGUCCCAGCUUGGAUGCCCGGUGCGGGCUUCCAGAAAAAAGCAAAGGAAUGGAGCGAGUGGACGAGGAGGCUGCUCGAGGUCCCGUUUGCUGCCGCUCAGAAGGAGAUGGCGGAGGGUACGGCGAAGCCGUCGUUCGUCUCGCUCUGCUUGAACAGUCUUGAUGAGACCAGGGAUGUCGAACAUCAGACGAAAUUAAUCAAAGAUACAGCAGGCAAUUUCUUCGUCGGUGGCUCUGACACGACGGUCUCCGCUAUCAACACCUUCAUCCUCGCGAUGACCUGUUACCCAGAGAUACAACGAAGGGCUCAGGAAGAGAUAGACUAUGUUGUAGCUAAAGGCCAACUGCCUGACUUCGAAGACGAGCCCUCUCUUCCUUACCUCUCGGCCAUUGUCAAGGAGGUCCUUCGCUGGCGAGCGAUCACACCUCUAGCGAUUCCGCACUAUCUUGCUGAAGACGAUGAGUACAAUGGCUACUUCCUCCCAGCAGGUUCGAUCGUGGCAGGGAACGCAUGGGCAAUUUUGCACGACAAAGAAGAGUACCCUGACCCACUCGAGUUCCGCCCCGAGAGGUUCUUGAAAAACGGGAAGCUAAGCAGGGACGUCAGGGAGCCAACAGUGGCCUUUGGUUUUGGGCGAAGGAUCUGCCCCGGGAGGCAUAUAGCCAUUUCGACACUUUGGAUCGCAGCUGCGUCGAUCCUGACGGUUUACGAUAUCUCAAUGGCCAAGGAUGUCCACGGGGAUCCGAUUGUGCCCAAUCAGGAGUACAUCUCCUCUAUGGUCAGGCAUCCUGCGCCCUUCAAGUGUUCUAUUACACCUAGAUCACGGGAAGCCGAACGGCUGAUUCUUUCUCUUGAAGAGGGACCAUCCGGUUCGUCCUG
Cyclocybe aegerita is the source of this 1677-nucleotide messenger RNA. The record is from the annotation of a GenBank genome assembly. NCBI's taxonomy places the organism in Eukaryota, Fungi, Basidiomycota, Agaricomycetes, Agaricales, Hemipholiotaceae.